Solanum verrucosum is the source of this 627-nucleotide messenger RNA. RefSeq names its product serine/threonine-protein phosphatase 7 long form homolog. The transcript has 2 exons. The record is from RefSeq and is a predicted model, not a curated record. The coding region runs from base 1 to 627 and encodes 208 amino acids. Gene Ontology annotation, biological process: meristem maintenance; meristem development. Lineage: Eukaryota; Viridiplantae; Streptophyta; Magnoliopsida; Solanales; Solanaceae.
AUGCAGGUCUUGUUUGGUUUGCGCAUCGAUGAUGAUGUUGUGUACAUGCAGGAUGCUGCACGGAGGAUUCGUCCAUGGCGUACUUUAUUAGAGACACUCACAGGAUGCGCCAUAGCACCUGCUAAUAUGGAUGGUGCGAGCCGAGUGAGGAUACAUACCAUUACUGGCUACCUGCGAGAUCAGUUACAAGUAGAUCCGAUAGGAGAUGCUACUCCAGUGGAGCGGGUUGAGAAAAUUUCUAGACUUUACAUGCUUGUUAUAUUGGGGGGCAUCUUAUUUUCGAACACGUCGGGGAACCUUAUUAGCUUACAAUACUUGGUGUUCCUAGAUCCCAUCCACGACGUAGGUAAGUACAGUUGGGGCAGUGCAGUGUUGGCCUACUUGUACCGUGCACUUUGUCGGACAUCUAUCGAUAAUGUGAUUGACAUUUGCGGAUUUAUUCCUCUCCUUCAGGUUUGGUGUUGGGAGAGGAUCUUGCAUGUACAACCAUCAGCUCAUCUGCCGCAUGAUGGUGACGUGUUACUUCCAUAUGCUAGGCGAUUGACGCAUGAAAUUGAUAGGGAUACUGAGUCACAUCAUGUUCUUAUCCCGAUUAGAGACCAGCUAGACUGUAUGACGAAGGAUUAG